Messenger RNA from Betta splendens (Siamese fighting fish), 1930 nucleotides. It is a transcript of the gene gpr183a, whose product is annotated as G protein-coupled receptor 183a. The coding region runs from base 193 to 1317 and encodes 374 amino acids. Gene Ontology annotation, cellular component: membrane. Gene Ontology annotation, molecular function: oxysterol binding; G protein-coupled receptor activity. NCBI's taxonomy places the organism in Eukaryota, Metazoa, Chordata, Actinopteri, Anabantiformes, Osphronemidae. The record is from RefSeq and is a predicted model, not a curated record. The transcript is spliced from 2 exons. Gene Ontology annotation, biological process: G protein-coupled receptor signaling pathway.
CAGAUACGGAUCUUGAUUUCUGAAUGUCAUGUUAUUUGCACUCGGGGCACUGUGUGGUCGCGGUUAUCAGGGCAUCAUCAGUCGAGCUCAACCUUUUACAAAGGCUUCUGUGUCUUCUGGAUCAAUGCGGCUCCACCUGAUCGGAUGAGCAGCACCAUUCACCUGUGAGGUUCCGGUUGCCACGACACCAGGAUGGACGCGACCCCCGCGGCCGAGGCCGUCACCGCCCCCGGCGGCAACCAGUCCGCCUGCUCCACCCUGUACGACCACCGGGACACGGCCAGGGUCCUCAUGCCGCUCUUCUACUCCGUGGUCUUCGUGGUGGGGUUGCUAGGCAACGGCCUGGCCCUCCACGUCAUCCGGCCCAACAUGAAGAAGAUGAACUCCACCACGCUGUACUCGCUCAACCUGGUGCUGUCCGACAUCCUGUUCACGCUGUCGCUGCCGCUGCGCAUCGUGUACUACGCGCUGGGCUUCCACUGGUGCCUCGGCGAGGCGCUGUGCAAGCUGUCGGGCCUGGUCUUCUACAUCAACACCUACGCCGGCGUCAACUUCAUGACGUGCCUGAGCGUGGACCGCUUCAUCGCCGUGGUGCUGCCGCUGCGCUUCGGCCGCCUGCGCCGCGUGAGCAACGUGCGCUACAUCUGCGGCGGCGUGUGGCUGCUGGUGCUGGCGCAGACGCUGCCGCUGCUCGCCAUGCCGCUGACCCGCGCCGAGCCCGACGGCUUCGUCACGUGCAUGGAGUACCCGGCCUUCGAGCGCGUGCCCGGCAUCGCCGCCGUGCUGAUCGGCGCCGUGUUCCUGGGCUACGUGGCGCCGGUGGUCACCAUCCUGGCGUGCUACUCCGUGCUGUGCUCCAAGCUCCGCCUCUCGGCGCGCACCAACCACCUGACGGAGAAGUCGGGCCGCAGCCGCAAGGCCAUCGGCGUGAUCUGCUGCGUGUCGCUGGUGUUCGUGGUGUGCUUCAGCCCGUACCACGUGGACCUCCUGCAGUACAUGAUCCGCAAGCUGGCGUCCAGCCCCGGCUGCGCCGACCUCACGGCCUUCCAGGUGUCGCUGCACGUCACCGUGUGCCUCAUGCACCUCAACGCCUGCCUGGACCCCUUCGUCUACUUCUUCGCCUGCAAGGGCUACAAGCGCAAGCUGCUGAAGCUGCUGCGGGUGCAGGCCAGCGUGUCCUUCUCCAGCGCCGUGCGCACGUCGCCCGAGGACUCGUCCCGGGACGUCGUCGACGGCAACAAGAUCCACCUCAACAGCUGCACCGUCGGCAGCACGGGCGAGAGGCCCUCGGAGCGCCGGUCGCACCGGUUCGAGUGAAGGAGCGGCCCCGGACCGACGCCCUGAGCGCGGCCUCGCUCGGGAGGAAUGCGGCGCCGGCUCGUGUUUGCACGAAUUCACCGGUGAUUUGCUCAGGGACGGUGAAUGCAGCAGGAAACUGUGUCGAUGAAGCGUGCGCGGCUCCCGUCCGCAGAGGACGGAGCAAUGCAUGAUGGGAGACGCGCAUGGACGCAAAAUACUGACUUUACAGCAGCACAUUGACAUUUGCAACUGCAGUGACCUCAACGGCCUCGCGCUAAAUGCUAACGGGACGAACGGUGACGUUGUUAUUUGGAACCUUUGAGCUUCAGUUCCUCGAUUGCGACAUCACGCGCGAUCAUAACUCAUCCCUUCAAAGCGCGACACGAGGCCUAAACGAUGGCGGCCAAUAGAGCGAGGCGCUGUUUUGAAGUUUUCUCCGUUAGUUUUCUGGGAUUAAUUUCUGUUCCCACAAAGAGUCGACGCUCACUCGCCUCUUCCUCAUUUUACACCUGCUCCUCGGUUCCUCAGUGGAGACGCUGAGGCCGACGUGCAUCGACAGCCUGUUGUUCUGCCCUGUCUAUAAACAUAACGCCUGAAACAAUAUCUGAAAUAAAACGUCUCCAUGUUCUUA